GGUUAUCUGAAGAACCUGAUGGGGAAGUGAUGGAGUCCAUGUUGUGUCUCACGUAGAUGUAAAUAAAUCAGAUAAAUAAGAUACAUCUGAUUUUGUUGGUGCUCGAGAGAAGCUGCUGUUUGAAACCAGCAUCAUGUUGGCCAGGAAGGGCCUCCUGCCAGACGGUUUCCUGCUGACCCGUCUGGCGGAGGACCAGAACCAGCCAAACCGCAGCCGCUCCAGAUCUCAGAGAGCUCGCUUCAUCACCAAGACUGGAUCCUGCAACGUGGCCCACAAGAACAUCAGGGAGCAGGGUCGCUUCCUGCAGGAUGUUUUCACCACCAUGGUGGACCUGAAGUGGCAGCACUCCCUCCUCAUCUUCACCUCGGCCUUCCUCUGCUCCUGGAUGCUGUUCGCUAUGAUCUGGUGGCUUGUUGCCUUCGCUCACGGAGACCUGGAGCCCCAUGAUCCAGAUGGCGAGCCGCGCCCCAUCCCCUGCGUCACCGCCAUCCACUCUUUCACCUCAGCUUUCCUCUUCUCCAUUGAGGUCCAGGUGACCAUCGGUUUUGGAGGCAGGAUGGUGACGGAGGAGUGUCCUCUGGCCAUCACUGUGUUGAUCAUCCAGAAUAUUCUGGGGCUGAUCAUCAAUGCCGUGAUGCUCGGCUGCGUGUUCAUGAAGACAGCGCAGGCCAACCGCCGAGCAGAGACACUCAUUUUCUCAAGAAACGCCGUCAUUGCUCCUCGAAACGGUCGACCGACUUUCAUGUUCAGAGUGGGAGACCUGAGGAAGAGUAUGAUCAUCUCUGCCACCAUACAGCUGCAGGUAAUCCGGCGGACGGUGACGGCAGAAGGCGAGGUGAUCCCGGUGUGCCAGCUGGACAUCCAGGUGGAGAACCCUCUGAGGAGUAACGGCAUUUUCCUGGUUUCUCCUCUGAUCAUCAGCCACACCAUGGAGAGAGGAAGUCCUCUGUACGAGCUCUCCGCCCAGUCGCUGGCCUCUGAAGACCUGGAGAUCAUUGUAAUCCUGGAAGGUGUGGUGGAGACAACGGGAAUCACCAUGCAGGCCCGGACCUCCUACACUCCUGAGGAGAUCCUGUGGGGGAGGCGCUUCGUCUCCAUCAUCACAGAAGAGGACGGACGCUACUGCGUUGACUACUCAAAGUUCGGCAACACGGUCCCCGUCAGGAUGGCGUCCCUCAGUGCCAAGGAGCUGGACCAGACCAGGGGCGUCCAGGAAGGCAGCUCCGACCCCGUCAACCCACAGGGCUGGGGGCUGGUGCGAGCCGGCAGAGGGGGCUUCCGUAGAGGAGGGCGCACCUGUGACAGCGCCGCCGCCCCUCAGCCCUGGUACACCCAAUCAGAGAAGCCAGAGAAAGAGGUGGAGCAGAGAGGGGAAAAGAAGAAGGUGCAGCUGGAGGUGAUUGGACGACAGACAGAAGAGGACGCACUGGGAGAGAUGAGCGACUGAGAACCAGUAAAGUGACAGCAUGCCAGCAACAAAAACACAUGGUAGGUUUAGGCAACAAAAACACAUGAUAGGUUUAGGCAACAAAAACAAGUGGUUAUGUUUAUGCAACAAAAACGUGGUUGGGUUUAGGCAACAAAAACAAGUGGUUAUGUUUAUGCAACAAAAACAUGUGGUUGGGUUUAGGCAACAAAAACGUGGUUGGCUUUAGGCAACAAAAAAGUAGUUGGGUUUAGGCAACAAAAACAUGUGGUUGGGUUUAGGCAACAAAAAAGUAGUUGGCUUUAGGCAACAAAAACGUGGUUGGGUUUAGGCAACAAAAACGUGGUUGAGUUUAGGCAACAAAAACACGUGGUUAGGUUUAGGCAACAAAAACGUGGUUGAGUUUAGGCAACAAAAACGUGGUUGAGUUUAGGCAACAAAAACGUGGUUGGGUUUAGGCAACAAAAACGUGGUUGAGUUUAGGCAACAAAAACAUGUGGUUAGGUUUAGGCAACAAAAACGUGGCUGAGUUUAGGCAACAAAAACACGUGGUUAGGUUUAGGCAACAAAAAUGUGGUUGAGUUUAGGCAACAAAAACACGUGGUUAGGUUUUGGAGAAAAGAACACGUGGUUGGGUUUAGGCAACAAAAGUUUGUGGUUAGGUUUAGGAUACAAAAAAACUUGGUUAGGUUUAGGCCCGUCCACCACCCCUCCCGCCUGCUCCCGACUUUCCCUACCUUAACUUUCGUCUUUGUCCCACCACAUAGCCCCCUGAUGCCGCCAGGUGCCAUUAAACUAUAACGGCAACUGGCCGCAUAUCAUGCCAACAUUAAAGGAUGCCUUUUUUUGUUGGUUUCUGACACCACAAGUCACUGCCUAAGUGCUGGAUUUAGACGACUUCGGACCUCUAUAUUCUGUGUCUUCAGCCCCAUUCAGACUGGACUUAUGUCCCCAAAUGUACCUUUCCUUUCAGGUGUUCCCACAACAUUUACUACUGAGUAAAGUGAAACACCAGCAGCACACUGCUAACUCUCAGUGAGAGGACCAACUGGAUGUCACACCCUCAGCACACUCACAAGGUGCAAUGAGAUUCAGAACGAGAUGGAAAUUGCACAACACAUGCCACUUUAGAAGGUCACUGCCUGUUCAACUUAACUCAGAAUGUUUUUCCAAGGAUGGAAAAUGUAUUUAUUUUUGUUCCUGGAGCAAUUUUACUGUUUGUUUUGAUGUUUUCAAGCUGUGAUCUGAUCCUCCAUUUUCUUUGUAUAUUUAAUUGUUUGGACUAAACAGUAAAAACAGCAACAUCACAUCACAUACACCCCAAUGUUUAUAUAUUAUAUAUUAUAUUGUAUAUGUCACAUUAAAAACGCAUGUGUUUAUAUAUUUCAUGUACUGUAAUAAUCUUUAUUUAUAAAGCACUUUUAAAAACAGUUACAGAGUUAUGUUUUAGAUAGAUUUCAAGAUUUUUCUGAUUUCUUUUAAGGCUCUUCAUGGUCUCUCUCCGAGCUGUAUCUCUGACCUCUACGCCUGGACAUACUUUGAGGUCCUCAGGCAGAGGUCUUUUGUAUGUUUCAGAGGUCGCUGAAAACUAAAGGAGACAGAACAUUUGCUGUUAGGGCCCCGAGGCUCUGAACAAUCUGCCCGAGGAAAUCAAAUUUCUAUCAGAGAGCCUCUCCUGAUUUUACUUGAGUUUUAAGUUAAUUUCUCUGUCUUUUGUUUCUUCAGCUUUUAUAUACUUAAGCGUUUUCAUCAGGUCUUUUAAAAGGUGUUGUUUUCAUGUCUUGCCUGUUUUAUUUAUUGACAUAUAAAGCAGUUUGUAACUCUGUUUUGUAAAGUGCUUUAUAAAUAAAGAUCAUCAUUAUUAUUAUUAUUAUUGUAAGUCAUGUAAAGCCUGGUAUAAGAUAAUAUGUUUUAAAGCCAUAUUAAGGCCUGUACUGGUUUUAAAUCCUGUAGCUUGUGAUAUUCAUUGUGACACUUCUGAUAUUGUUUUUUUUAGUUUAAAUAUGAGGAAAAUACUACUUGAAUUUAUUAAAUGUCUC
Molecule: messenger RNA, 3465 nt
Organism: Epinephelus fuscoguttatus (brown-marbled grouper)
Lineage: Eukaryota; Metazoa; Chordata; Actinopteri; Perciformes; Serranidae
Gene: kcnj11l
Product: potassium inwardly rectifying channel subfamily J member 11, like
Exons: 6
Coding region: 134-1447 (437 amino acids)
Biological process (GO): regulation of monoatomic ion transmembrane transport; potassium ion import across plasma membrane
Cellular component (GO): plasma membrane
Molecular function (GO): inward rectifier potassium channel activity
Source: RefSeq, a predicted model, not a curated record